GCCGCCCUCUGCGGAGGGCACUGGCAAAAGCUUGACGUGGGGGGGUGGUUUUGUGCGAGACCAGAUCCUUUGAAGGCAACCAAACCUUUGCUCAGUAUCUUGCCUUUUCCCAACUUCGGUUGCCUUCUCUCGGUCGGGGGAGGCCGUGGUUUGAGGUGGAGCGUUCGUUUCUGUGAUUCUUGCCGACAGCGUCCCACUAACACACCCUGUUGUAACACAAACAGCAUUCAAGCAUCGACACCAUGAAGUACUUCAUCACCUUCACCGUUCUCCUUCAACUUUUCUCCCCAACCGAGGGCUACUCGGCGGUUCCGCGAAGGCCCGGAGGUCACCGCCGAUCGCUAGGAGACACUCUGGACUCUCAGUCGCCACGGAAGUUUUCAGAGACACUGAACUGGGAGACGAAAUCGGAGACUGCCGGCGAAUCGUGCAGCUUGAAGGCUCUGGAGACUGCAGGCUCCAGCCCCUCAGCGAGGACCAAAAUUAGCAGCCUGCGGGAGACUGAGGAGUAUGUGGAAACGGUCUACGAGAAGAGGCGUGAGGCCUCUCGACUCUGCGCCUCGGGGCAGACAGACAAAUGCGAAUCGCCCGACCAGCCUCUCUGGGAGACCUUAGGACUCCAGAAACCACCGCCCUGCCCAACGAUUCAGUCCUUCAAAUUGUCAGACUGCGAGGACGCAGAAUCCACAAAGCACACCAAGUCGUUUGCGAAAGACUCUGAAGGGUCAGUGAAGAAAUCUGGGGAGAGGAAAAAGCGCGUAAAACACGAGGCCGCGGCGACCACGGAGGCGUCGAGUUCUUCUGAGUUUGAUGAAGGAGAUUCCAACAGGAACGAGGCGACUACUUCUCGGGACGGAGAGACGCACCGAAGACGAAAAUCUGGGGUAGCCUCACGGAUCACCCGACACUACUCAAUGUCGAAUGCGCGAGUCCGGAAGCGUAGGCACGGUUCUAGACUUGCCAAGAAGCUGCACACAUCCGAUGAAAACGGUCGCGAAACUGAGACCGACGCGAGUUCCGCCGAGAACCACGGUCGAAAUAUUGACCGUGAGACAGGCACAGAUGCAAGCGGCCAUAGUGGCCAUGUUGAAUCUGCGAGAGCAACGGAAGACACAUACAACGGCGAAGGCAGCGCGGAGCCAAAGAGCACCGCUUCUAGUGGGGUCAACGAAGUUGAAGACGAAGACACAAUUGACAGCGCCGAGGAACAGGCUUUCGCGGAGAUGCAGGCGCAGGACAUUUUCGGCAUGAUCAAAGACAUGUUUGGCAACGGAAUGGAAAUCUCGGAUCCGAAGAACUUCGAAGGUGGCAACCAAGGAUCCUACUUCGAUUUCAUGUAUCCACAAAGCACAGAUUAUCCCUGGGCGUGCAUGUGUGAUGAGAACCAGUACAAGCGGUGGGAAGCGAAGGAAAUUCAAGCCGUACCCUGCCGUAAUCAAGUCGAUAUGUCUAUUCAGGGCAUUGUCGCAGCGUGUAACCCGAAGAACCACAACAUGAACAGUGCAGAGCGAAGGGGAGAUCGAUUCUAUAUUUCUCUGUGGCUACCGGCACUUGUAUGCCUCACUUUCUGGUCGUGGCACUAAGGUUGGAGCGGAAUUAGAUGAAAUUGCAGUGUCCAAGUAGAUGCUUCUUGUAGUUGUGUGGAGCUGCGCAGAAGCACUGAAAUUCACGGUUCCUUUCGAUCCAAGCAAGGUAAAGCAGGUGCGGGACAGCUGUCGCGCGUUGCUGCCUCCCCGGAUACUGGGUAUGGAAGGGAUUUUUCCUCCUUUAGAAACGCGGUGAACGAGGCGGUUCUUUCCGAGGGAGUGCACAUGCCAAAUCCCAUGGAACGCAUUCCUGCCCAAAAGGUGGAGUGCGGCAUGUUCAAUUGUUCAGACCGUCACAAAAGUAACGUCUCUC
Messenger RNA from Toxoplasma gondii ME49, 1899 nucleotides. RefSeq lists its product as hypothetical. The transcript is spliced from 4 exons. The record is from RefSeq and is a predicted model, not a curated record. Lineage: Eukaryota; Apicomplexa; Conoidasida; Eucoccidiorida; Sarcocystidae. The coding region runs from base 243 to 1583 and encodes 446 amino acids.